This is a messenger RNA of Bipolaris oryzae ATCC 44560, 1386 nucleotides long. RefSeq names its product glycoside hydrolase family 26 protein. Gene Ontology annotation, biological process: substituted mannan metabolic process. Gene Ontology annotation, molecular function: carbohydrate binding; mannan endo-1,4-beta-mannosidase activity. Lineage: Eukaryota; Fungi; Ascomycota; Dothideomycetes; Pleosporales; Pleosporaceae. The transcript is spliced from 2 exons. The coding region runs from base 1 to 1386 and encodes 461 amino acids. The record is from RefSeq and is a predicted model, not a curated record.
AUGUUUGGACCACUUCUUGCUGCUGCGGCUCUCUUUGGGCUGGCUGUAGGCCAGAAGAUUACUCUUCAAGCAGAGGAUGCUACGCUCUCUGGUACAACGGUUGGAUCUUCGGUUGCGGGCUUUACAGGAACCGGAUACGUAGAAGGCUUCUCAGAUGCCACAGACAAAGUCACUUUUAACAUCACCAGCCAAACCGGGGGUCUUCACGACCUCGAGUUGAUCUACAACGGACCCUACGGCGAUAAAUUCACCAACGUUGUCUUUAACAACGCAGGCGGCAGCCAAGUCAGUCUCCCCGCGACGACAAGUUGGACAACCGUACCAGCCGGCCAGGUGCUUCUCAAAGCAGGCAUAAACACAGUUGAGAUCCAGAGCAACUGGGGUUGGUACCUCAUCGACGCCAUCACCCUCACGCCCACUGCCCAGCGACCUCCCCACAACAUCACUACAACCCCCGUAAACCCAAAAGCCAAUGCCGACGCCAAAGCACUCCUCAAAUACCUCGUCAGCAUCUACGGCAAGAAAAUUCUCUCGGGCCAACAAGACCAAGCCUCCUUGGACUGGGUAACCACCAACGUCGGCAAGACACCCGCCAUCCUCGGCCUCGACCUAAUGGACUACACCGACUCCCGCACCUCCCGCGGCGCCUCAUCCAAAGACAUCGACCACGCCCUCGCCUUUUCCAAAAAAGGCGGCAUCGUAACCUUUGUCUGGCACUGGGGCGCCCCGACCGGUCUCUACGACACAACCGAGCAACCGUGGUGGUCCGGCUUCUACACGCGCGCAACAGACUUUGACAUUUCGACGGCGCUAUCCUCGCCCGCCAACGCAAACUACACGCUCCUCAUGCACGACAUUGACACGGUCGCCGCCCAGCUCAAAACCUUGCAAUCCGCCGGCGUCCCCGUCCUAUUCCGACCGCUCCACGAAGCCGAAGGCGCAUGGUUCUGGUGGGGCGCCAAAGGCGCCGCCCCCGCAAAACAACUCUACCGCAUCCUCUACGACCGCCUCACCAACGUGCACAACUUGCACAACCUGCUCUGGGUCUGGAAUUCCGUGUCUCCAGACUGGUAUCCCGGCGACGAUGUCGUGGAUAUCGUGUCUGCGGAUACGUAUGCGCAGGGGGAUCAUGGACCCCAGUCUGCUACGUACAAUGCCUUGUUGAAGCUGGGCCAGCGGGAGAAGAUUGUCGCCGCGACAGAGGUCGGGAGUGUCAUGGAGCCUGGUGAGUUGGUGGCAUAUCGUGCCGAUUGGGCGUGGUUUGUGGUUUGGGGUGGUGAGUAUAUUAGUGGUGGCGUGUGGAAUGGGGUCGAGUUGCUAAAGAGGAUUUAUGCGGAUGCCUAUGUUUUGACCUUGGAUGAGAUUCAGGGGUGGAGGGGACGGUAG